Molecule: messenger RNA, 469 nt
Organism: Morone saxatilis (striped sea-bass)
Lineage: Eukaryota; Metazoa; Chordata; Actinopteri; Moronidae
Product: EF-hand domain-containing protein D1-like
Exons: 1
Coding region: 121-414 (97 amino acids)
Molecular function (GO): calcium ion binding
Source: RefSeq, a predicted model, not a curated record
ACCGGAAACCCAGUUCGCGGUACUGUCGGCGGGUCGCAUGCAGUUUGACAGUGGUACUCGAAGCGGCUGUCAGGCUCCAUUCUCGCUGACAGCCUCAGUAAGCAGCGUCGCAUCCUCGGCAUGGCAUCCGACGACCUAGCUAGGAAGCUGCAGUCGCGGCUGGCCGCCACGCAGGAGGCUGAGCCGAGGCCGGAGCCUGGACGGAGCCCGGUCCAACCCAAACCGCCACCACAGGAGCCUGAGGCAGCCUGCGGCGACUCGUCCUCUGAGCUGUCCGCCAAACUCACCCGCAGGCUGGACAUCAAUGAGGGCAACGCUGCCCCGCGACCGACCCGCGUCUUCAACCCCUACACUGAGUUCAAGGAGUUCUCCCGCAAGCAGAUUAAGGAAAUGGAAACGAUGUUCAAACGGUAAGGCUGCUGCUUUCUUUUGUGUCCAUGUACACAUGUAGCACAGGUCCGACAUGUUU